Messenger RNA from Paramecium sonneborni, 1436 nucleotides. The record is from the annotation of a GenBank genome assembly. Lineage: Eukaryota; Ciliophora; Oligohymenophorea; Peniculida; Parameciidae.
AUGUCUGAGUUAUCAUAAUUUAUAUGUUUGAUGCGUAAUGAUUAAUUUUAUUAAAUCAAAUAAUUUCAGAUAAUCAUAGAAGAGAUGGGAAAUUGUUGUAAUGGUGGAGGAUAAGUUACGGAUAAAAUUGUAUAGUUAGAUUUAGGUUUAAAUGUAUAAGAAAAGCAACAGAAUUAAGAAAACCUAAAUUAAAAAGCAACAUUAAUAUAAGGUAUUUGUAAAAUGCCAAAAAAGCUCAUUAUAGAGGUCAUAAGGAUAGAAAGAAGAUGAAAGAAAUAUAGGAAGAAAAGAAAGAUGGAAAUAAAGAAUCCUAACAUGGAUCAAGUAAAGCAUAGAACUAGAAUAAUAAUAAAAAUGUUUAGAGUAAAAAGACUACACAAGAACCUAAAGAAGAAAGUUAUAAAAAUUAGGGUGAUUAGAGUAGAGUACAUGCACCAACUGAGAAAUAUAAGAAAUUAGAUAGAAUGCCAGAUUUUUUAACUCCAAAAACAAAAUAAGUAUUAGAGAGUAUUUAAGUUAGGUUUUGGAUAAAAUUGAACCCUUUGUAUAUGAUUAAGAUAAGGAUGAAUUUAAAGAAUUGCCAUUUUUAGAACCAUAUGAAUUGGAUGGAGGAAGUGUUUAUAAAGGAUAAUGGAAGAAUGGGUAAUUUGUUAAUUUUAAUAAUAAUAAAUAGAUUUCGACAUGGAAGAGGAACUUAAAUAUGGCAAGAUGGAUCAAUAUAUGAAGGUUAUUGGUAUUAGAAUGUAGCUUGUGGGAAGGGAAGGUUAAUUCAUGCUGAUGGAGAUAAAUAUGAAGGAGAGUGGAAGAAUGAUAAAGCACAUGGAUAUGUAAGAAUAUAGAAUAAUAAUAUAAUAGGGUAAAUAUGUUCAUAUGGAUGGAGCAUAAUAUGUUGGAUAUUGGGAAGAUGAUAAAUAGAAUGGAAAUGGUAGAGAAAUAUGGCCAGAUGGUGCUAGUUAUGAAGGUUAAUAUAAAAAUGGUAAAAAACAGGGUAAAGGUACUUUUAAAUGGGCAGAUGGAUCAAUUUAUAUUGGGGAAUUUGAUUAAAAUAAUAUUUAGGGUUAAGGAGAAUAUUAAUGGGAAGAUGGAAGAAAAUAUGUUGGAGAAUGGAAGAAUAAUAAAAUGGAUGGAAAAGGAGUAAUCAUUUAUAUAUAUUUUAUAUAAGGUUUUUACUUGGCUUGAUGGUAGAAAAUAUGAGGGAGAAUAUAAAGAUGAUAAAAAACAUGGUUAUGGAGAGUUUAAAUGGCCUGAUGGAAGAGUAAUAUUUAAUUUAUUAAUUUAUUUAGAUGUAUAAAGGUUAAUGGGCUAAUGGAAAAUAACAUGGUAUUGGAAUUUAUAUUGGUUCUUCUAAAGUUGAAAAGGAAGGAGAAUGGUAAGAUGGAAAAAGAAUUCGUUGGACUAAAAAAGGGGGAUUACCAACUAAAGAAGAAGGAAAUUGA